Messenger RNA from Ictidomys tridecemlineatus (thirteen-lined ground squirrel), 3330 nucleotides. The record is from RefSeq and is a predicted model, not a curated record. NCBI's taxonomy places the organism in Eukaryota, Metazoa, Chordata, Mammalia, Rodentia, Sciuridae.
CUUCGAGCGAGCAUAGGUCCUGACCAGAGCAGACUGACGGAAGGAAGCCCCGGCGCCCAGAAUACUUGCUUCUUUCGCAGCCGUCGCACGUGAGGCCUGAGCCAGCCAGCGCUAGCAGCCCGCGACCCCUCUCCUCUGCUGAAGAAGAAGUGGGAAGGAUAAAAGAUUGCUGGGACAACCAGGAAGCGCCUGCACUCUCCACGUGUAGCAAUGCCAAUAUUUUUCGAAGGAUAAAUGCCAUAUUGGACAAUUCUCUGGAUUUCAGUAGAGUCUGCACUACACCCUUAAACCGAGGAAUUCAUGAUCAUUUGCCAGCAGAGUUCCAGGACUCCGAAGAAACAGUUACAAGCAGGAUGCUUUUCCCCACCUCUGCGCAAGAAUCUUCCCGUGGCCUCCCAGAUGCAAAUGACUUGUGCCUUGGCCUGCAGUCCCUCAGUCUGACGGGCUGGGACCGACCCUGGAGCACCCAGGAAUCAGACUCCUCAGCUCAGAGCAGCUCACACUCGGUACUGAGCAUGCUUCAUAAUCCGCUGGGAAAUGUCCUAGGAAAACCCCCAUUGAGCUUCCUGCCUCUGGAUCCCCUUGGGUCUGAUUUGGACAAGUUUCCAGCACCUUCAGUUAGAGGAUCCCGCCUGGACACUCGGCCCAUCCUGGAUUCCCGUUCUAGCAGCCCCUCUGACUCAGAUACGAGUGGCUUCAGCUCUGGAUCAGAUCAUCUCUCAGACUUGAUUUCAAGCCUUCGCAUUUCCCCUCCUCUGCCUUUCCUGUCUUUGACUGGGGGUGGUCCCAGAGACCCUUUAAAGAUGGGGGUUGGGUCCCGUAUGGACCAAGAGCAAGCUGCUCUAGCCGCAGUCACUCCCUCACCAACCAGUGCUUCAAAGAGAUGGCCAGGAGCUUCUGUGUGGCCAUCCUGGGACCUUCUUGAAGCUCCCAAAGACCCCUUCAGCAUAGAGAGAGAGGCCAGGCUGCACCGGCAAGCUGCAGCUGUGAAUGAAGCCACCUGUACCUGGAGUGGCCAGCUUCCUCCCCGCAACUAUAAGAACCCCAUCUACUCCUGCAAGGUGUUCCUAGGAGGUGUUCCCUGGGAUAUUACGGAAGGUGAGAUGCCUUCAAGACCUGCCACAGAGUUGAAGGUGGGGAAUGUCUUUCAGGAGACGAGAGGCUGCAUCUCUGCCUCAGCACAGUGUGUUACUGGAGCGGGUGAGGAGACAGCUGGAUUGGUUAACACCUUCCGUGUUUUUGGCUCUCUAAGUGUGGAGUGGCCUGGUAAGGAUGGCAAGCACCCCCGGUGUCCUCCCAAAGGUAAUAUGCCUAAAGGGUACGUGUAUCUGGUUUUUGAGCUAGAAAAGUCUGUCCGGGCCUUGCUUCAGGCUUGCUCUCAUGACCCACUGAGCCCAGAUGGCCUGAGUGAAUAUUACUUCAAGAUGUCCAGCCGAAGGAUGCGCUGUAAGGAGGUGCAGGUGAUCCCCUGGGUGUUGGCUGACAGCAACUUUGUCCGGAGCCCUUCUCAGAGGCUGGACCCCAGCAGAACAGUGUUUGUUGGUGCCCUGCAUGGGAUGCUCAAUGCUGAGGCACUGGCUGCCAUCUUGAAUGACCUAUUUGGUGGAGUCGUGUAUGCUGGGAUUGACACAGAUAAGCACAAGUAUCCCAUUGGGUCUGGUCGUGUGACAUUCAAUAACCAACGUAGUUACCUGAAAGCAGUCAGUGCUGCUUUUGUGGAAAUCAAAACUACCAAGUUCACCAAGAAGGUUCAGAUUGACCCCUAUCUAGAAGAUUCUCUGUGUCAUAUCUGCAGUUCUCAACCUGGUCCUUUCUUCUGUCGAGAUCAGGUCUGCUUCAAGUACUUCUGCCGGAGCUGCUGGCACUGGCGGCAUAGCAUGGAAGGUCUGCGUCACCACAGCCCCCUGAUGCGGAACCAGAAGAACCGAGAUUCCAGCUAGAGGAGCUGGCCUUGCCCAGUGGCCUGUGGAGCCCAAGGCUGGCAGGUCAGGCAGCAGCCUGUACCACUGUGCCACUGGCAACCAGGGAGCUGGUUUCCCGAGGACAAGGGAAAAUUGUAGUCACCUUUGCACUUGCUGAAUCUGUCUUUGUUUCUGCACUAAUUACUGCACAAUGAGUUUUGUUGGUUUUUGUUUUCAGGGGGUGUGCCAGGGCAAGGGCCCUCUGGACCACCCUCCAAGCGACUCUGUAGUUUUCCCAGAUUUUAGUUCCUCAUUUUGCAGAUGAAAAGCAAAAAAAAAAAAAAAAAGAAGAAGAAGAAGAAGAAAAAAAAAAACUAUGUGUCCAGAAGGUAUUGACACGGAUGCCUACAUCUAGGUUUAUUUAUUAAAGCGCUUUUUUACAUUCCUUGCAAUACUGAUGGUGAUGAUGCACAGGUCUCAUUGGUUUCAUUCUUGCAGUUGCCAUACAGUGCCUUUCCAUUUAUUUAACCCCCACCUGAACGGCAUAAACUGAGUGUUCAGCUGGUGUUUUUUACUGUAAACAACAAGGAGACUUUGCUCUUCAUUUAAACCAAAAUCAUAUUUCAUAUUUUACGCUCGAGGGUUUUUACCGGUUCCUUUUUACACUCCUUAAAACAGUUUUUAAGUCGUUUGGAACAAGAGAUUUUUUUCUUUCCUGGCAGCUUUUAACAUUAUAGCAAAUUUGUGUCUGGGGGGACUGCUGGUCACUGUUUCUCACAGUUGCAAAUCAAAGCAUUUGCAACCAAGAAAAAAAUUUGUUUUAUUUGAAACUGGACCGGAAAAACGGUGUUAGAGUGGCUGCUGUAUAUAGUUUUAAAUGGUUUAUUGCACCUUCUUAAGUUGCACUUACAUGGGGGGGAGGGUUGAUAGAAGUUUUUAACCACAAAAUCACAGGACUUUUUUUCUUUUGUAACUGAGCUAAAAAAAAAAAAAAAAAAGGGCUGCUUUUUUUGGUGGGGGCAGAUGAAGGCUCACAGGAGCCCUUUCUUUUAGAGGGGACAAGUACCCUUCCUUAAUAUAUUUCAUUUGAGGAAUGUAUGAAUCAACAGUUGCAGUUGACUGAAAUGCUACUGGAAUUUGAAAACUUGACUCUUUUCUUUCCUUCUUUCUUUCUUUUAUUUUAAUACUACUUGCCCCUCUUAGGGAAGCUGUGUGCCAAAGAACCAGUGUCAUAACCCCCUCCUCCCUCCUGCUGAGCUGAUGUUGCAUUGUUGCAUAUCCCAGCUACUCUGUGGGUUUUGUGAAGCUGUGUGUGAAGUCUCUACCUCAUUGUAGUAUAUGCAGGCAAGACUGCACUCUCCUACAACAGAUGUGUGGAGUAAGCUGUGGUGUAGUUUUUUUGGCACAUAAUAAACACGUUGCAGCAGAA